UCGAGCUGCAGCCUCGAACGCUGCUGUUUAGAUGUUUGAAACUGAGCAGUGACACAUAUUUCUCCGAGUAAUGGAUACUUCUGAUUCUCGCCACACACAGUGAACUUCAAGAGAAACCUUAGCGCUGUCUUUUACGAACAUGAGCUCUCAUAUCAUCACUCCUGGACCGUACCGAGCUACAAAACUGUGGAAUGAGGUGACACGUUUGUUUCGGGCUGGUAUGCCGCUUAGGAAGCACCGCCAGAACUUCAGGCAUUACGCAUCCUGUUUUACUGCCUCUGCUGCUGUGGACUGGCUGCACCAGCUGCUCCAGAGCAACAGCAACUUUGGGCCUGAUGUCACCAGACAACAAACCCUUCAGCUCCUCAAGAAGUUUCUGAAGAACCACGUGAUUGAAGAUGUGAAGGGUCGUUGGGGAACGGAGGAUCUGGAGGACAACAAUAUGCUGUACAGAUUUCCUUCCACAUCUCCUCUGAAGCCUAUUCCCUGUCCAGCUUCCAACUCCAUAAAGAAAAGACAUUCCCUCAGGGACAGGGAAGGUUUCUUUAAGUUUAGAAGUGUUAAGAAGCAUGAGACAGAGACCCAUGAAAAUGCGGAUCCUGCUGUCCAAGUACAGAGGAAGGAAUUGAACCAGCCAAUGGAAGAUCAGCAGCCCCAGAGACGAGAACUGAGGGUGGAGGAUGAACAGGAAAUCUGGAGGGACAUCACCCUGACUCAUCUGCAGAGAAUUCUGGGUGUUGCAUCUCUCAGUGAGGUUUUAGACCAGCAACAUGUAAACCCACAGAACAUCAUUCAUAAUAUGACCAAAGUCAACAAACAUGGAGUAGUCUCACUGGAUGACAAGACAAAUGACCUUCCUCAUUGGGUUUUGUCUGCCAUGAAGAGCCUGGCCAGCUGGCCAAAGUACGACAGCGACCAGCCUUCCUACCCUGGGUUUGAAAGAGAUGUCUUCAAAACUGUGUCCGAUUACUUCUACAGUCUUCCACAUCCAUUGCUCACAUUCGAACUGUAUGAACUGUUUAUCAAUGUCCUGGUGUGCUGCGGGUACGUCGCAGUGCCCACUAAGCUCCAACGUGGGAAACGCAAGAAUUCAGAUCUUCCAUCAGUUGCGCCUCCAGCUAAGUCAUCAUUUCGCUCUACAGAGUGUCUCCUCUUGUCGCUGCUCAGACAAGGAUCAUGUGAUGAGGCAGAAUCCCCCAUGAGAGAUGUACUCAGUGGGAAAUUUUACUCACAGCCGACAGAAACAACUGGAGAUGGGGCUGGUGCAGAUGCCGGUCGCUUAGGAGGCAGCUGCACGAGCCUCAACACGGUCCUUUUCCCCAGACCUCAAACUAGGAGUUGCUCACUGGAAAGCCUUCUCGACGAGUCUGCCCCGCUCACGCGGCAUCAACUGUUUCUGUCCAGCGACAGCCUGGCAUCUCGCUCCCAUAGCAACAAGGGCCAAGAUGAAAGCCCUGCCAUUACAGCACAGGAAAGUCACUCAGGCUUUAGAUCUGUGUUCAAAAAAAAUCCUGCUACUUGUGAAAACACUCCAGGAGCUACAACUAGGAAUGGACUGAGUGCGGUUUCCAUGACUCGGCCAUCAGCUAUGCAGAAGGCCCGCUCUUUGCGGCCCCGCAGUGUGGGCAGCUGUCUGGACAUUGUCGUAGAGACCUCUGAGGAGGAUGUCAAAGAGAUCAAGUGGCAGGCUCGAGCCGCCAGCUGUUUCAACGUGAACGCUCCAGCAAGCCAGCAUCACUCUUCUUCAGCGUCACGUCCUCCCUCAUCCUGUCAUCCCGCUUCUUCUUCCGAUCAUCUUUUCUCCUGCUCUAUUUCACCUUCUGCAACCAAAGUACAAGGGUCUCACGCUGCUGCAGGACCCACCGGCCCCAGGCCCGCCGCCAGUACCUCUAACCUUUGGACGCUUCCUGCACCUGCUGUUCUCCGACGCUGCCUCAGCUCUAUGGAUGUGUCCAAGCCGCCUCGACCCGUUUCCCUGCUCAAACCACCUGUCUUUGUGCCCGUCAGAAACUUCCAGCUCCCCCAACCCAAACCUGAGCACAGCGUUCUCCGGCCUCAGUGUGAGCGAGUGGCCAUUGAAGCUCUGCAGCUUUGCACUCUCCUGCUGCCCCCGACCUCACGCAGGAAGUUGCAGCUCCUCAUGAGGAUGAUGUCUCGCAUCAGCCAGAAUGUGGACAUGCCUCGCCUCCACCCUGCAAUCGGCACCCGGACGCUGAUGGUUCACACGUUUUCAGGCUGUAUCCUGAGCAGUGAUGAGGAGUGUGACUUGGAUGAGUUGCUGGCCACCAGACUCGUGUCAUUUCUCAUGGACCAUCAACAAAGCAUCCUCUCAGUCCCAGAGUACCUAGUCAGUGCCAUCGGUGACCACAUACAGUACCUCCGCACGGUGCAGGUCCCUGUUGACUCUGUUCCCAACACCAACAGCGGCGAGCCAGUUUUCGCCCCAUUACCGAUCUACUUAUUUUGUCGACAAAUAAGCGGUGCUGAGUUUGAAGAGCAAAAGCAGGCGUCUUCCCAGAAAGCCAUGGAGGAGCUGCUGGAGAUACUGCUGACGGAUCAAAACAUAAGUGAAAAAGACAGAAAAAAGAAACUGAAGCAGUUUCAGAAGCAGUACCCAGAUAUCUACAAGCAGCGGUUCCCCUCCUCAUCCAGGGAGAACAAAACUGACAAGCCAAAGAUUAAACCCCCACUCCUCAACAUCAAGAAGACCAAAGCUUUCAGCAUCAGGAAUUAAAUAACUUUUUGAAUUGGACUGCCACUGGCACGCCCAAGAGGAAGGUUGACGGGUCCUUUCACCUUGAAGACAUAAACAUUGUUACAAUGAAGCGGAAAUGCUGUUAUGUCUCAGUUGUGUGCUGUGUGUUAAUGCAGAGUGGAGGACUUUAAUGUAUGACUGUGUGCGUGUUUGUGCGAUAUGUGGAAAUCUGAGUCAAAUGAAGGCAUGUGGACUGAUACUUCAGAAGAAGAGUUCCUACUUUAAUCUUUUUUUUUUUUAACUUUAAGUUGAUGUUCUCAGUCAAAUGUUUUACUUGUCAUAUUUUCUUUUCAGUUGUACCACCUUCAUUCUGUUGGACGUUUAAUUGUAUUUGGGAGAGAUUCAGAACCAGUUUGGACAGGAGAUGCAAUUUUAACAUCACUGGUCACCAUGGUGAUCAUUAGACUAGAUAUCUUAAUUUAUAAAAACAUUGGGAGUAGUGCUAGUUAUCUCAAACCUUUUGGUAAAUAUUUUAUAUAGUUUUAUUGACAUCUUGUAUCAAAGACGCCCAAGUUUUACUUGAAAUGUUCUCUGGUAUUUGAGAAGUCUGAUAUUAUUUUGUUUGGGUCAUUUUAAAUAAGCUUUAGUCCUUUUCUGUCAUUUAGAAGCUUUUUAAACUGAUGUAUUUUUUUUUUUUUGGGAGUUGUUUCAGUUAUGCACUCCAUUUUUUUUCUUCAUGUAUUUUUACUCUGUUAAUUUAAACCGAAACAGACUUGACCAGCUUCUUCCCACCUGUCUGUCUCUUCCCUGCUUGAACUGUAGAUUAUUUUGCACUGAGUUUAGAUGUUGUGAAUAAUCAGCAAACUUGUGUAGGUUAUCUCAGUUGUUAAAUUAUGCAUAUUUAAAGCGUAUUACUCCUGAAGAGAGGGUGGAAACGGCUUACAGUUAAAACAUUUUACUGAGGCUUUGUGCUAAUGCAGCCGUGCUGACGGCUUGUAUAAACGACCUCAAAGUUUUACGUCAUAAAUUUCCAUACCACAUGCUAAAAGGAAUAUUUUUGAAGUUUUAAAUGUUUUUCACAUCCCACGUCAUCUCAGAUUCUUCUUUUCAUGUGUUUAAUAUGAAAUACAGUAUUAGUUCUAACCCAAUGUUUAUACCUCAGAUCAAGUGGUACGUUUUGUUGGUGUGAUCUUAUAUUUCAUCAAGGUGUUUGUUUGUUUUUUUUUUUUUUAACAAAAGGUUUUUACAUAGGAAUCUAUGAUGUGCACCUACAACUCUUUAUUAUUUACUAUGCAAAGUUCUGGGAAAUAAAACUGUUCAGCUGUGA
Molecule: messenger RNA, 4022 nt
Organism: Cololabis saira (Pacific saury)
Lineage: Eukaryota; Metazoa; Chordata; Actinopteri; Beloniformes; Belonidae
Gene: depdc1
Product: DEP domain containing 1a
Exons: 12
Coding region: 140-2734 (864 amino acids)
Biological process (GO): intracellular signal transduction
Source: RefSeq, a predicted model, not a curated record